Messenger RNA from Adelges cooleyi (spruce gall adelgid), 819 nucleotides. RefSeq names its product testis-specific serine/threonine-protein kinase 4-like. The transcript is spliced from 5 exons. Bases 1 to 819 code for a protein of 272 amino acids. Gene Ontology annotation, biological process: intracellular signal transduction; microtubule cytoskeleton organization; protein phosphorylation. NCBI's taxonomy places the organism in Eukaryota, Metazoa, Arthropoda, Insecta, Hemiptera, Adelgidae. The record is from RefSeq and is a predicted model, not a curated record. Gene Ontology annotation, cellular component: cytoplasm. Gene Ontology annotation, molecular function: ATP binding; protein serine/threonine kinase activity; tau-protein kinase activity.
AUGAAAAAGAACUCGGAUAAUAUCAACACAGUGUCGGUGUUGGAACGACGCGGGUAUUUGCUCAGAGAGACAAUUGGCGAGGGCACGUUCGCGAAAGUCAAGUUAGCAAUAUGCACCAAAAGAAACCAGAAGGUGGCCAUCAAAGUAUUGUCCAAGAAAAACUGCGACCUGUACAACAAAGACGACCGGACAACGGCAAUGAUCAAACGGGAAGUGUACACGGUCAAAGGAUUGAAACAUCCGAACAUUGUCAGAUACUACGAAGCCAUCGAGACCACGACCAGGGUAUGUAUCGUCAUGGAAUACAUGGGCAAGGGAAGUUUAUUGGACUUACUAAGGCGUGAAAUCAACGUGUCGGAGGAUACAGCGCGAAAAUGGUUUGGUCAGAUUUUGGACGCGUUGUCGUACAUACACAAACGUGGAAUAGUUCACAGAGACAUAAAAUGCGAAAACGUCAUGUUGGACGAUUUGGGUCAGAACGUUAAACUAGUGGACUUCGGCUUGGCCAGGGAUAAGAUGUUGGACUCGAACAAACAAUUCAUAAAAAGCUCUACGUUUUGCGGUAGUUUUGCAUAUUCGUCACCAGAGCUCUUGCGAGGUCUGCCCCAUCGACAGAACAUGUCUGACCUGUGGGCCGCCUCGGUAGUCAUGUACGCCAUGCUUUACGGACAGUUACCAUUCCGGGACGAUAAUCCCAAUAUCGAAAUACAAAACAAAAAAAUUAAAGAACCAUCUGACAUGGAAACUGAUGUAGAAGCUGACCAAGAACCCAACGAGGAAACUGACAUUCAACUUAAGCCAUUAAAGGUUUUCACAUAG